UGUUGUAGUACUUUAUGAGGGUGUUAUGAGUUGCAAUUAGUUUGGUAGGGAAGUUUGGUGGAGAGGAAAGUAUCCCAAAGGAUAAAACAAUUGUUUUUUUCGUUUUUUGAUCUUUUUUUUUAUGGAGGAUCAGUGAGACAUUUGAAACAAAUAGAAAACCGAUCUCCUUGCAUCACACGUUCCAACUUAUUGCUUGUGAUUUAUAGGCUCUUUUGUUUUUCUUUUUUCUCUUUUUUACUGGCUUUGUUUUUACUUUAAAAACUUGAACAAAUUGUCAAUUUUGAGUGUACAGAAUUUUCUACCUCACUGCCCUCCAAAGUUAAAGAACUGAAGUUGCAUGGAAUAAUGAUAGGAUACUAUCUAUAACGAGGGAAAGCCUUCGGGGCUGAGGGGUUACCCAAGACUUGGGUAUUAAGGGACUGUGUGAAACCAUUGCUGCGGGAAUUGAAGCAAGAGAUGGUUUCCAGCCAAUGCAAAUGAUAUUUUCUUGACUGAUGGAGCAAGCCCUGGACUGCAUAUGAUGAUGCAAUUAUUGCUGAGGUUAGAGCAAGAUGGAAUUCUUUGCCCCAUUCCACAAUAUCCGUUGUAUUCUGCUUCAAUUGCCCUCCAUGGUGGAACUUUGCAUCUACAGGUUCCUUACUAUCUUGAUGAAGCAACUGGGUGGGGUUUGGAGAUUUCUGAACUAAAGAAUCAAUUAGAAACUGCCAGAUCAAAGGGCAUAACAGUCCGAGCCCUAGUCGUGAUAAACCCUGGCAACCCAACUGGACAGGGUCUUGCUGAGAAAAACCAACAGCAAAUUGUUGAAUUUUGCAAGAAAGAAGGUCUUGUGCUUUUGGCUGAUGAGGGGAAUAUCUAAUUAAAGAUUCAAUCUUUGUCUAAUUCAUAGUGGUUCCGAAAGAAUUUUUAGAUUGAUCAACAUUUUCUUAUUUGUGCUACAAGUGCUUUUGCCGGCUAAUUCGUUUUUUGAAUUUGCCGAUUUUUUUAAAUGAUUCAUAAUAGAUCAAAACUAACCAUAAUUUACUUUUUUUGAUUCUAUUGAUUUCCAAGGAGUUGAUUCCGUUGUAACCGCUUUUGCUAUGAUUUGCAAAAUAGGUUUACCAAGAAAAUGUGUACGUUCCUGAUAAGAAAUUUUAUUCAUUUAAGAAGAUUGCACAUUCUUUAGGGUACCAAGAGAAGGUUGUCACUUUGGUAUCAUUUCAAUCAGUUUCCAAAGAUUUGUUGCUCUUGUGCAUAUCUUGUUAUGUUUAUAUAAAGAAUUAAGAUGGAACAGGAUGUUUGUAAAUAAGCAAGUUUCCAACUCUUCUAAUUUUACUUCUAGGAUAUUACGGAGAAUGUGGGAAAAAAGGAGGUUACAUAGAAGUUACAGGCUUUAGUGCUGACAUUAGGGAACAAAUUUACAAAGUUGCUUCUGUCAAUUUGUGUUCUAAUAUAACCGGUCAAAUUCUCGCUAGAUUUGUAAUGAACCCUCCAAAGGUACUUUCCAUUUCCUUUUAUAGGCAAUUUUCAGCCUUUUAUUAUUCUAUUUUUCGGGAUGGAGUGGGUGUUUUAAAUACGUGACCUAGAUAUGGAGACAUUAUUUUUUUUCAUUUUUUGACCAACUUAUGUUGACAUUUUCAGUGGGGGCUAUGGUUUUUUUGAGGGUGCUAUGGUGAUAUUUUAAGGUUUUUGUUAUCCCAAUUUUGUUCUCUAAUGUUAGAGUAUAUAACAUAUCUUGGGGCCUGAGGCCUCAACUAUAAGCUUAAGUUUUUGGUUGAGUUGGUUCCUUGACGUGAUAUUAGAGCCAACAUGACUAAAGGUCACAAGUUCAAAUCUCAACCACCACUUUUGGUUGAGUUGGUUUCUUGACGUGAUAUUAGAGCCAACAUGACUAGAGAUCAUAGGUUCGAAUCUCAACUACCACUUAUUUAAAGUGGAAUAUUUAGUGUCAGAUAUGAGAAAAGUUUGUGUGCAUCCACAAUUAUAGCCCAAAGGGCUCUCAUGUGAGGGGGCGUGUUAAAGUAUAUAACAUAUUUUGGGGUCUCAACCACCUGUUGAAACUUUUGGUUAAGUUGGUUCCUUGACAGAUUGAGGAAUCCAGGUUAAUUGAAUAUCUUUUGGUGUAUACUCUUGGUUUUAGAUGAAAUGCUUAUUUGAAUAUAGAUUGAUACAAUGCCGAAAAAGAGGGAAUCCUUUCGUCCUUGGAUAGGCGUGCGAAGGUAAUGUAAUCAUGUAGGUGCUUGAUUUCAGAUUACUGUCAUUGAUGUUCUGCAAGUGUAAACUGAAGUUGUGAAAAAUCUGUAGAAUUUUCUGAACUAUACUUUGUAUUGACAGACACUAGAAGAUGCAUUCAACGGGUUAGAAGGCGUAACGUGCAACAAAGCAGA
This is a messenger RNA of Amaranthus tricolor (Joseph's coat), 2363 nucleotides long. Its product is annotated as alanine aminotransferase 2-like. The transcript is spliced from 5 exons. The record is from RefSeq and is a predicted model, not a curated record. The coding region runs from base 518 to 856 and encodes 112 amino acids. Gene Ontology annotation, biological process: biosynthetic process. Gene Ontology annotation, molecular function: pyridoxal phosphate binding; L-alanine:2-oxoglutarate transaminase activity. NCBI's taxonomy places the organism in Eukaryota, Viridiplantae, Streptophyta, Magnoliopsida, Caryophyllales, Amaranthaceae.